Rhodofomes roseus is the source of this 3045-nucleotide messenger RNA. Its product is annotated as NADP-dependent oxidoreductase domain-containing protein. The transcript is spliced from 18 exons. The record is from RefSeq and is a predicted model, not a curated record. NCBI's taxonomy places the organism in Eukaryota, Fungi, Basidiomycota, Agaricomycetes, Polyporales, Fomitopsidaceae. The coding region runs from base 1 to 3045 and encodes 1014 amino acids.
AUGGCACCGCAACAGAAAAGUGCGUUGAACAUCGGCAUGGGCGCCCUGACGUUCGGCAAAGAGGGCAAAGAGGGCGCGAGUGGCCACAACCUCAAAGAUGUUGAAGCCAUCCUGGAUGUAUUCCAAGCCCAUGGGCACACCGAGGUCGACACGUCGCGUGUCUACAAUGGCGGGACGAGCGAGGAGGUCCUUGGUGCAAUCGGAUGGCAGGCGCGCGGUCUGCAGGUCGAGACGAAGCUCUACCAACCAUCGUGGCGAAAGCCGUCCCCAAAGAGUUUGCAAUCACUCACUCGCCUGAGGUGUGAUAUACGCAAGCACAUCGAAGGGUCUUUGAAGGCACUCAACACAGACCAACUUGAGCUGUGGUACCUUCAUGGGCCCGAUAGAACGACACCCUACGAAGUGACAUUGAAGGCUGUCAGUGACCUCUACAAGGAGGGCAAGUUCCGCAGUUUUGGUAUCAGCAACUACAUGACGUGGGGAGUUGCGGGAAUCGUACAGGUAUGCAGGGCCAACGGGUAUAUCCAGCCGACUGUGUACCAGGGUAUCUACAACGCUGUUCAUAGGAAAGUAGAGCCUGAGCUCUUCCCUUGCUUGCGGAAGUACGGCAUCAGCUUCUAUGAGUUCAACCCUUGUGGAGGCUUCUUCACAGGGAGAUACAACUCGCUCGACCAGGAAGUUGAGCCUGGCUCUCGGUUCGACCCCUCGAGGGUUCAGGGACGAGUAUUGGAACAAGCCAUAUUUCAAGGCACUUGCUUCGAUCCAGAAGAGAUCGCGCUGCGCUGGAUCUCGCACCACAGCCUGUUGAAGAGCGAGUACGGCGACGCGGUGAUCAUCGGCGCCUCAAGCUUGAACCACAUUGAACAGAACAUGCUCGACCUGGAGAAAGGCCCACUGCCCGAGGCUGUUGUGAAGGCUUUGGAUCAAGCUUGGCUGUCGGUCCUGCCUUACGCCGCAAACUACUUCCAUCGACGCGAUAUACUGCGAGUGGCAGAAAACGAGAUCGAUACUACUACGCAGUUGAUACAGUCACUAGACACGUUGAGGGCCCGUUUCCGAAGGCUUGCUGGUUCUCGUGCCAGUGGGCUGUAUCGUACCUUCGAGACGUGCCGUCCCAUAUCCAUGCCUCCUGCCUGCUUGCCACCAGAGCUUCUGCAGAAUAUCUUCCAGAACUUAUGUCCUCAUUCUCUCCCUCGCGACCCGGGCCCCGAUGACUUCAGGCUCAUCCGCAGUAUCCACAACAGCCGCCGUUCCUCCUCUGAAGCUCAGCAUCGACGACAGACCCUCGCUGUGUGCGCACGAGCGUGUCGCGCCUUUUGGGAGCCAGCGGUACGGGUUCUAUGGAGAGAGCAGAAUCUCGUCGACUUCCUAGAUGCUGUUCUAGACCCGAACGCCGAGUUCGGUGCUGUCAAGGGGCCUGCACCUGUUGACGAUAUAUAUGGAGCUGUUCACGGAGGCGAUGCAUAUGAAUCCGACGAUACAAACGAAGACCUGGCUGAGGCAGACUCUUAUCAGGGCCCAUAUACCUAUCGGUAUCUGUCAGGCCGUAUUUCACCGGAAGAUUGGUCACGCUUCCAGCGCUAUGCACCAUUCGUUCAGGUGCUCCGAUAUCCUAGGAACCGGUGGAUUAUCGACCCUUCUGUCUUCCUGUAUAUUCUGCAGUACGCACAUGGCAAGCCGCUCUUCCUGAACGUGCGUGAGCUCGUCUGGGAGCACGCCACACCCGAGAUUAUAUCAGUCAUCUCGCCGUCGAUUCGCGUUCUGCGUCUACCAGAAGACAGCACACAGCAAGAGAAUUGCGGACUGGUCCAGGAAUUCGCGUACCGCAUGCGGCGGCAUGCCCUAAAAUCAUCGCUUCCCUCUAUUGUCAAGGACCUUCCCAAUCUCGAGGAGCUUGAACUACGAUCACUGGGUCACAGCCAAUUCUGGACCGACCUCGAGGCAUCGAGGGAACCCCACCAGUCUUAUCUACCGAAACGAAUCCACACCCUCCGCAUCUACGAAUCACAACGUGUUCUUCAAGCUGCCCUUGCUGUCGUUUCAAAAAUCGAGGGAUUGUCCACGCUCGAGAUAUCCCUAUUCCAUGCCCGUGCCACCACUGACGGGGACACGAAGCCGUUGAAUGACCUCCAGGUGAACACGUCGGCUGCUGUUCGACCGUUUACGAAUCUCCGACGCCUGCGGAUCAAUGGGCCGAUGUCGGGUGUAAGAACCCUUCUCAACGCCUUCGUUACCCCUGGACUGGAGGACGUGGAGCUUCAUUGUGAAUAUGACCUAGACGACAGUUCGGACACGGCGGAGGACGUGCUUCACACGACCUUUGAUCUAUUGCGUCGCCAUUAUGCAGCGUCUCUGACGAGACUUCAUUUCACCCUCUGCGACACAUAUGUUUCCUUCUUCCCGAACUCUCCAUCCAGUGGCGCUCAGUUUCUUGAACCAGGGGCCCCGCUACUCGCACUUCGUCACCUCCGGGAAGUGGAGAUACUCCAGCAUGCCACGGACGAUGAAAUCUACUCCGAUGCUAGCAUCCUCCGCUUACUGGAGGCGUGGCCUGCGUUACAAAAACUGAUCCUACCUAGAAUCAUCUUUUCCCCUUGCAUGCUUCAACGCAUCGCGCGCACAUGCCUUGGGCUCCGAACCUUCAUGGCGGCGGGGUUUUCUUCACACUUUGUCGAGGAGCUCUCCACGAUGUCUGUCAAAGACUCUGCCCUUCAAAGCAGUGUAGAAUGCGUCGCGGGAGCAAAGCCUGCACUUCGGGAGAUCCGUUUCCAAGAAGUGUUCGAUCUUGAACAUACAACCGACUCGGACGUCAGCAGGAUUGCAUCUUUCCUCGACUCACUCUUCCCCCACCUUGACGUUGCACAGUGCUUUGUGCCAUGCUUCGCCAGGGCCACUCCAAGCUACAUGAAACAAUCCCUCCGUUAUUGUGAGAUGGCCAAUGAGAUCUUGGAGAAAGUCAAGUUGCUGCAGCUUGCGCGAAAAGCGAGAUCAAUAGCAGAGCAGUCCUCAGGUGCUGGCGUUACCACUGAUGAGCGGAACCGAUGA